UUGUCAAUUUAAUUAGGGCCCUUUGAAAAUAAAAAAAAUAAAUAAAAUUUGCCUGGACUGGAGGAUGUCAGUUGACUAGGCUGUCUCCACUCUGUCCUGAGGAUAGAUUGUGUUCAUGCUUGCAUAGGAAUGUGACCACAUGUGUCCUUAAACCACCUCAGCAUGAACGUCUUUUUGCUGUGAAAGGAUUCAAGUCGCAUUGUAUUCAUUCUGACGUAGACUUAACACAGACCUCCCUCAUCUACAGCAGAAUAACCCAUUACUACUGUGUUUGAACUGGGUUCUUACAUAAUCAAACACAUUUUCAAAAACAGAGUUGUGGACUUUUGACUGAGUCAUGGGUGGAGCUUACUGUUAAUUACUAAAUACCCCCCAAACCAUGUGCUUUCUAACUGCAGCACUUUCUUUUAAUGCUUCUCAAAAACAGUGUGUCAAUGUGACAUUUUUGACAGAGUUGAGCUGCAAUAGAAAAUGAGUUAAAAACAUGUUGCUCCUGUUGUUGAACACUGGGUUGAGAUUUGAAAUUUAACAGGUAAGAUUAUGGAGAAGUGUAUAUUUUCAAGAGUCUUCAUCAUUGUCAGCUUUAGUUGGUAGAAUAGAGAGGCUGUUCACUGUUUUUUUUUCUCCCUUCAAUGACAAUCUGACCACUGUUCUUCCAGCUCUUUUUUUUUUUAAUUCUCCAGGGACUAACCAAACUCACCGGUCAUUUCCCUCCAACCAAAAGUCUCUUUCUCCCCUGUCAUCUGUGUCCAGGCUCCAGUGUGAAGCCGCUUUCUCCUCCAGAACAGGAUUGGUCAGUCCUCCACCCUCGGUGCUGUGCUGCCCUCCCCUCAUACUCUCUCUCUCUCUCUCUCUUUCUUUCUCUCCCCUGUCUCUUUUUCUUUCUCUCUCUCCACUUAAAGACUUUUAGCAUAAAGAGAGAGAGAGAGAGAGAGGGAGGGGAUGAGAGGGGGAUGGGAGAUCCAUGGGGGAGGGGAACUGAGUGUUCACUCUGUUGUCACUGACCACAGCAAGAGAGAGAGAGGGAGAGAGAGAGUGUGUUGUGAGGUUGUGUCCCAUAUCUGGAGGAAAGCAUAUCAGUGCACACACACAGGGGUCUGCUCUACUCCAGGGAUUAUUCUCGUGCUUUCAGCUCUGAUGGAGGACAUGCAGUUAUGAAUAGGGUCGUUCUGUCAGUACAAGCUCAUGCCAGUGAUGGACUGCAGCCGGACGGACACUAACCUUAGCUGGUUUUCACAGAGCAGCAUUCCUCUUUACUGAGACCAGCACCACAGAAUGCUGAGUCCUAUUGUUCCCUAUAGUCUAUUAAAGAUGCACUGGAACCCAGAGCAUGCCCAGUCUCUAAGCCAGUGGCCUGAGCAACACCUAGAUGUCUCCUCCACCACUUCUUCUCCGGCCCACAAAUCGGAGUUCUACUCUGGUCGCAGCCGUAGCGCUUACAACUACGCCUGGGCCAACGAUGACAUCUCUGCCUUGACGGCCUCCAACUUGUUGAAGCGCUAUGCUGAGAAGUAUGCUGGUGUGCUGGACUCACCUUAUGAUAAGGCACCCUCUGUUGGCACCUACCCAGAGCCUGGGGCUUUUGGGGGCCUCAGCGUCCCAAAGUCAGAGCUGGAACCUUGGCAACUGACACACAGCACUGAUGCCUAUUCACUUGUGCCACCAGGAGGCCACGAGAGCCUUCCAGGUUCCAAGGUUGUAGCCACAUCUGCGGGUCUUCCAGGAGUCAGCAGUGUGUCUGUGGUAAACAGUAACCUGUCGGACUCUGGGUACAGUGGCAGCAGCUCCUGUAGUGGCUCCAGUGAGUACGCCUCCAGCUACAAUGGUACUUAUCUCUCCUCAGGUUACUGUCCCCAACCCAGUGCAGCACUUCCACCUGCAACCCUGGUGCCCAACUAUAGCCCUACGACACCUGUCUACAACUAUCCACCAAGCACAUACCCUCCCCAGACCAGCCUCGCUCCCAGCUACACUCACCCUUCUGCAGCCUACCUGGCCUCAGGUCUACCAGCCCCUACUCCAGUACCCCCGAGGCCCACAGUAGUAGGAGGCAGCUACAGUUACCAGAGCACCACCCUGGGGGCAUCUGAUUCAGGAGGCACAUUGAAAAGAAAAGCAUUUGAAAUGAAUGUAGAAAAGGAUGAAGGCGCAGAUGGCUCACGUUACAGGAAAUACAGCUACGACCCAUUAAAGACUGGGGGAAACUCACCCUACAGUGUAAAUGAAAAAACAGAGUGUCAGGGAAAUGGCUUCAGCAAUUCAAGUAGCACAGACCCUCAGAGCUUCAAGCCCAGUAAGCCCUCUUCUCAGCCCCUAGUGUCUCCUCAGUAUGGGGCCUCUGGGGAGUAUAGCCCUCCAGCAGGUAUGACAGGGGAGAAUGGUGUAGCAGAGCAAGGCUUCACCCAACAGCAACAGCACCGCAACCAAGUCCACAAAAGGCCUCCAAUAUGUGGUCCAACUAUUGACUCCAUGAAGAGCCCAGAUCCCCGACUGUUGGACUUUGUUAAUGCAGAGCUUUUAGACUGCAGCCCGGCCCUAGGCUGGUCUGAGCUGGUGGGGCUUACCCACGUCAAGACUGCCCUGGAGGAGGAUCUGCUUUGGCCUGUGUUAAGGCCUAGUCCAGUUGUGCGCCCAUCGAGAACCGUCCUUCUAUUUGGCCCCCAGGGAGGCGGUAAGACCACACUGACUCGUUCUUUGGCUUCCCAGCUUGGAGCUUCCUUCUACAGGUUGAGUGGAGCCAUGUUAGCCUCUAAAGGGAAAGCUGAGGCAGAGCACAUCCUGGGCUCCCUGUUGCAUUUGGCAGAGGCCCGGCAGCCCUCUGUGGUGCUGCUUAGUCAGGUGGAGGCCCUGGAAGAGGAUGGACUGAGACAGACACUUCUGACCACCCUUGACAAAGUCCAGGUGGGGACGGCAGGUCUGGUGAUUCUUGUAUGUGCCACUGGCAGGCCCGAUCUUCUGCAGGAUGCAGUUCAUCAGAGCUUUGCUAAGCGAUAUCACGUUGGCCUGCCAGAUGCUGGGAUGCGCAGGCAGGUGCUGCUGCAGGCGGUGUUGCCUCAAGGCUGCAGCCUGAGUGAAAGGGAGUUCAGCGCUGUGCUUCAGCGCACUGAGGGCUUCACAGUGUGGGAGCUGUUACAGCUCAGCCAGCAGGCGCUCUCAUCAGCAGCCUCCCCCACGGGAACCAUGCAUGGCCUCUCCACAUCUUCCAAACCCCCGGUUUUCACAGACUUUGAGAAUGCCUUCUGCAAGGUGCGCCCACACACCACCACAAAAGAACUGGACACUUGUAUAGAGUGGAGCAAGAUGUAUAGCCACUGAGAAAGCAGCCAGUCCCUGCACUCGGACUGCACUACAAACCUUUCUUUGCAUUGACAUGGAAAAGCCUUGAUGUUGUUUGUAAUUACAGAAGCCAAAAGAGCCAGAGAAGUUCAAUGAAACAGGAGAGCUGACAAAACUGUUCUCCUGGCAGAAGCAUGCCGUGGUGUACUGUUUUUGUUUUGCUUAACAGUAUUUGCAAUAUUUUAAUUUUCCCAAAGAAAAGAAAGAUGAACAGGCCUUGGUAAGUCAGGUGGUGUAAGAGUCAUUAAAACGGAAGAAACAUAGCUUUUUGGAUGCCCUCAAAGAUCCUGAUUAGCCUCCGUCCAGGACGAAAUCAAUAAUUUGUUAAUAGGUGACGUGGUCCAAGAUUAUGGAUAAUCAGGGUUUUGGAAGAUUCCCCCUUUGAUGCUAUGCUCAGGAUUGUAUUUUUUGCCACUGCAGUCCAUCUUAUUCUGAUUUGGUUUUUGGAUUGUUACUAAUUAUUAUUGUUAUUAUUCAAAAUUAAGGGCCUUGGGAUCAGCAGUAUUUCAGCAAAAUAGUUUUUGACCAAAAACAUGUCAUACCAAAUUUUUAAGCAGUUUUGAUGAAUAUCUCUGAAACCGCCAUGGCUUCAUCAUCAAAUUACAAACCAUAUCCAACGUUUGAAUGAAAAUAAAGAUACCAUUUAUUAAAACACGCGACUGUACUCUGAGAUAUAUUCAGUGAAAACCUUGCAGUAAAACUCACAGCACAGUUUCAUGUAAAAAAAAUUACAUGUACUUUAAUUUAAAUAUGCGCACACUUCAUUUCACAGAUAGCCCACCUUUAAAUAAACAUAUUUACACAUAUAUAUUUAAAACACGCUUGUGGACUUGCAAACCAUAUGCUCACAUUCCUCAUGAAGUAGUUUCCUGGAGAAUCACAGUCAAAGUUUAUCCCGACUGCACACACGGCUCCUCCUGCAGUGUGUCUGCUUUCUGUUUUACUUAAGUCCUUUUGUUGUCUUAGUAUGUAGUCUUGUUUGAAAUGCUCAGGAAGAAAUUUCUUUACCUCAGAAAUAUGAAUUAAAGAAUGUAUGUAAUCUUAGGGUCUUAGUAGGGAGCGUCGCAGAGCGAGGAGGAAACCUGACAGUCACGUUAAAUCCCCACUGCAGAUGGGCUUUUACCUCGGGAGAGAAACUUGAAUAUGCUACAAAGAGUAACAAUGAAUGUAAUUCAGGUAUUUCAAAGGAUAUUUGAUGCCAUAAAAAUCCAUGUAUUAUUAUAUAUGAAUAUAUAAAUGCAUUUUCUUUUCUGUUCUUUUUUUUCCCCUUUUAUUUUUAUCGUAGUUUAUGGUGGAGUGAUGUUUGUCUUUGAGAAUGCUAUGUAGAAUGCAGAAAAUAUUCCUAUUUUGUUGGACAAACUGUUUCACUGCGUUUACAUAUCCUUUUUUUUCUGCAUGUCUGCCGUUUAGGGCUUCAGAAACACGAGGGACAGUUUGAGGAUGUAAAUAGAAUUCACACAAUCAAAGAGGCCAGCUCAUGUUUUAACAUCUCAGUUCAAAAACGUCAGUGUGAAAGACAAACCAGAGGUAAUAUGUGCAUGAGCUCGCUGAAGAGUUUUUGCUUCAGAAUUUACCAGUGAUUUUUGAAGCAACAAAUACGUAAAAUAAAAUCACACUGAAAUAAAUGACAGUAAUUAGGAAAACGACACCAGCCUCACUGCAUAUCAGUAAAAUAACCAGAGUCUGUGUAUCCUCCACAAUUUUAAACUGAACUCAAACAAAGAACAAAUUCUUGCCAUAAAUGUUCAAAGAAAAUUGCAAUUUGCCCUCUCCCUUAACUUUAUCUAAACAUUACAAAUUCUAAUUAUUAUUAGGAUAAUCAUCAUGACAAAUUUUACAGUCGUGCCAAGUAACACAGUUUAUGAUAUUAUCAAUUGAUUUGUCUGAUACACCUGAAUCCGUAACCAUAGCAUAUUUUAUGUCUAAAGGAGAAUAUUGUUCUCUGUGCUGAAGUUCAUGUAUGUAACCCUGUUAAAGGGAGUUGCUAGGAAUAUAACGACUUUCAAAAUGUCCUUGUCAAGCUCUAAUCGAGAUUAAUUUUGUCAGGAUAAGCCAGAAAUAAAUUUGCUCGUUGUGGUUCAGAUCCUCUUGUGGAAAGUUUAGGAAACACUGAUGUAGACAAUCUAGAGUUAGUCGUGGCUCAGCUCUGUUUAAGUAGGCUGGAAAAAUCUGGUCAGCGGACUGCAGGUACAGAGGUCCUUCAUGUUAGACUGUUGCUAUGGUCCUGAGGAGGUACACACAGAAUGAUGUAAUAUUUCCUAUCACCCUCCUCUCCCUCUGUUCCCUCACUCCCUCCCUCCCUCCAUCCUUCAUCUCUUUUCCCCUCUCUCUUUCUCCCCUGUGCGGUCUCAUUAGAUUGGAUUGCCCCCUGGCCACGAACCCCGGUGGCCAUGUGGCGUUGCAUCCUCUCACCCUCCUCCACUCGCCCUCCUUCACCUCUCCCUUCCCGAUUCCUUUGGCGUAAGAAAUGCACUGAUUGAUGUCCAGCAACCUUAUAUCACAGCGCAGCCUUCCCUUUCCAGCUGGUGGCUUCAGUCAUACCAUACAGCCAGAUCAAUCAGAGUCACCCCGACUGUGCAUACUGAUCACUGUCUGAGAAACUGAAAACACAUUUACAGAGUACACAGCAUCCUCAAGCAUUGUGUGGUCAAGAGCUUCUAAACAUUCACAUGUUUUAAUUACAAUAUUUGCCCCACCCACCUACCCCUGAACAGUUUGUCCGACAAAACUAAGAUUUUAUUUUUUACAUGUUGAUCUGUUUUCACAGUCAUUUUGUUCUUGGUUAUUGUACAUUUUCUGUAACCAUUUCUACCUCAUUUUUUGCGGCAUAUUGUACAUGAAAAUAUUUAUUUCAUGUCUUUAUUGAUGUCUGUUUUAAAAAUGAUUAAAAAAAUGUUCUUCAAAUGUAAUGGUCUACCUCAGAAAAGACUGUAUUUUAAGAGAGUAUCACACAAUAUUAAACAGAAUUUGCCAAUA
Molecule: messenger RNA, 6312 nt
Organism: Cynoglossus semilaevis (tongue sole)
Lineage: Eukaryota; Metazoa; Chordata; Actinopteri; Pleuronectiformes; Cynoglossidae
Gene: fignl2
Product: fidgetin like 2
Exons: 3
Coding region: 1276-3315 (679 amino acids)
Molecular function (GO): ATP hydrolysis activity; ATP binding; microtubule severing ATPase activity
Source: RefSeq, a predicted model, not a curated record